GUGCAAUGUUGGCCGCAACCGCCCGCUGGGCGCAUUGGGACGGCCGCAUUUGUAGAAUUAUGAUCCAAUUAAAAGUAACUUAGACGCGGACACGGUAUGCGGGAGAACUUGUUGCUCUCCCGAAAUGGCCUUUUUUUUGCCUCGGCAGGUCGCGGGUAGAGGCCGUCCUGCAAAGGCGCCAGCGCAGCAUCGAGGCACACCGGCAUGAUUUCCGCCACCAACACGAAGUACCCCACCUUGUAUUGUCGGCGUUUGUCAAGUCUGUGGCUUUGGGUGCCUACGUUUUUAUGGCCUAGAUUCACCCUUCCAUCACUUUUGAUAUAAGUUUAGGCCAGGGACCAGCUUGCAUCAUGCCAUCUGUUCAACAUUAAGGUCAUCCCUAAACCGCAUAUCACGGCCGUUCAUUGAAUCCUGUCUGUUCAUCUUCAUCUUGCAAGAUACCCAAUCUACUCUUUUUCGCCGACCCCUUCCUUCCAUUCUAUCAACAUGGCCUCCAAAGGGAAAUCUAAGGAGCACCUACAAGGUUAUCUUGAAGAUCCUCCGGUGUAUCAAUGCCGGUCGUGCAACCGGGAUUUCAAGACCCAGGAAUCUCUGCGGCAGCACGCUCGCGACUCACCUGCUCACUCUCCAUCUGUCACCUGUGACUUGUGCUACCGGACCUUCAACACCGACGAGGCUCUUGAACAGCACCGCAAGCACGCGAGGAUUCAUCAACCGGAGUCGCAACAGCCGCGUAUCAAGACCCCUCUGGAUGAGUUCUUCCUCUCCUUCGAGGGAUUCGAGUACAACCCCGCUCACCCGCCGGCCAGGUCUUUUGAGCGUCUGGGAUUUCAUCACGACUGGGAAAGCAACAGCCCUGCGUACAAAAACGCCCGGAAAAAGUACCAGGAUGCACUGAACAGUGAGCUGCAGAUGUGGUACGGCUCGACUGAUGACUUGAAGGCGUGGCAUACGCUCUGCCGUGCCAUCGGCAUCAAGCCGCUGCCGGAGUCGUGCGGUCAAUGCAAGAAGGCUGUGCGCAAAAAGCACGUCAACAUUGUCGACUUGAUCGACUGGGCACGCCACCGGGAAACUAGCGAUACACCAGUUCAGACAUUCAGAAGUGUGGCACAGCUACAGACAUAUACCGUCGAGACGGACAAGAUCUUCAGCAAAAAGAAGGCCAAGGCCGGUGCCCAUGGCAAAAACACUGUGUUGAAGCACUUGCUGCGCACCAUCUUUUGACGAGAUCUUUUCUUGCCAGCAAUAACCCCCAGAGAUUGAUGUUUUUAUCAUGAUUCUUGUCACUUGUUCCCUGGCCGGAGAUGUGUUCUGCAACAAGGAGAGGCGCAGGGCCUGAGCUGACUGUGCCAAGAUCAGGAACCGGGAAUUUGAGGGUUGGUGUCUUUUUUUUCUCGGUCUUUGUUACCACCUUUUGAUAUCUGGAGUUGGAGGUUUUGUUUCCAGUUACUUUCCCAUGAACUAGGUAGUCACUUAGUACGCAAACCACGUGCAAAGUUGCAGCAUCUGAUAAUGCCACAACUGUGGUGGCCGGAUGCCUAUCCAGAAUGACGCUUCGAUUGAGCCUACCAUAGCAAUGUGAACGACAAG
Molecule: messenger RNA, 1590 nt
Organism: Pyricularia grisea
Lineage: Eukaryota; Fungi; Ascomycota; Sordariomycetes; Magnaporthales; Pyriculariaceae
Exons: 2
Coding region: 487-1224 (245 amino acids)
Source: RefSeq, a predicted model, not a curated record